Messenger RNA from Momordica charantia (bitter melon), 1390 nucleotides. RefSeq names its product codeine O-demethylase. The record is from RefSeq and is a predicted model, not a curated record. Lineage: Eukaryota; Viridiplantae; Streptophyta; Magnoliopsida; Cucurbitales; Cucurbitaceae.
AAUAUGAAUCAACAAAUUUAAAUAUUCGAGAGAGAGAGAGAGAGAACUGGGGAAUAUUCGUUGGCGCCAUUGACUCCGAUUUCGCUGAAGCUCGUCUUGGAUCGUUGCAGUUUCUGUUUCAUUUUCCAAUCUUUCCUUCCUUCUUCAAAUCUCUAUAAAUAUGGAGGAUCGUCGCCGGAAAAAGUUCGGUAGCGGUGGAAAACCCUAGGCCUUUCCGAGUUCCGAUUUCGGAAAUUGAAAAUGGCCAGAAAUGUUCUUGAAAUGUCCAUCAAUGGCGAGGAGCCGCCGCGAGCGUACGUAGUGGAAGACUGUGCGUUCGGCGGCGCCGUCGACUGUGACUCGUCGGCGGGCGAAAUUCCGGUCAUCGACGUCGGCGUGUUUCUGCCGUCUUCGGCGGCGCCGGAGGCAGAGGUUUUAGACUCCGAAUUGAGGAAACUCAGAUCUGCUCUCGCAAAACACGGAUGCUUUCAGGCAAUUGGACAUGGAGUUUCAAGCUCACUUAUUGACAAAAUUCGUGAAGUUGGAAGAGAAUUCUUUGAAUUGGCAGAAGAAGAGAAAGCAAAGUAUUGUCCAUCAGGAGAGCAUAAAUUCGAAGGGUAUGGAAAUGAUAUAGUGGUUUCAGAGAAGCAAGUUCUUGAUUGGAACUAUCGUCUCUUCCUUCGAGUUCUCCCACAUGACUCCAUAAACCUCAAUUUCUGGCCUCCAACUCCGAAUGAUUUUAGAGAAACCCUACACGAAUAUGUAAAUAACAUAAAGUUUGUGAUGGAAGUUCUAUACAAGGCGAUAGCGAAGUCGCUGAACAUCGAAGAAGACAGUUUCUUGAGCCAGUUCGGGGACCGAUCGCCGAUGAACGCGAGGUUUAACUUCUAUCCACCGUGUUCAAGACCAGAUUUGGUUCUUGGAGUAAAAGCUCAUACAGAUGGAUCAGGCCUCACAGUUUUGUUGCAAGACAAAGAAAUGGAAGGCCUUCAAGUUUUUGUAGAUGAGAAAUGGGUAAAAGUCCCUGUGCUUCCUCAUGCUCUAGUUGUCAAUGUUGGUGACCAAUUGCAGAUUAUGAGCAAUGGAAUAUUGAAGAGCCCAUUGCAUAGAGCAGUGACAAACUCAGAAAGGAUGAGGAUUUCAUUGGCGAUGUUUCACAUUCCUGAGUUAGAGAGAGAGAUUGGGCCAUUGGAUGGUUUGGUGGACGAAGAAACACCAAAGAAAUACAAAACCAUCAAGAACUAUGGAGCUAUCAACUAUGAGUGCUAUCAAAAAGGGAUUGUACCACUUGACACUCUUAAAAUCUAAGUUUAAUAUACCAUUUUAGUUUACGUGACUUUUAUCAAUGUAUUUAUAAUUGUUGUUCAUCUUUAGUUCAUAUACUUUCGCAACAAUUAUUUUGGACUCUGUA